UCAAAAUUGCCUCCCGCUGAGUUUAGCAAAUCAGUUUAAGUUUGAGACUCUGUGUAGAAGGUCGCUAAAGAUGCCUUUUGAGUGUGAAAUUGUUCCAGACAGUGAUCUUGUGAGGAAAUCUCACUACUUUGGAGUGUCGGAAUAUGUUUGGGUUAAAUCUGAACGGCCUGUGGAGGAAUGUGCUAAGAAUUGGCGAAUGGAACCCUGCUACAUGCCUGUGAUGUUUCGCGAUCGAGCUGAUGAGAUAGAGCAUUUUACAGUAUUUCCAGAUGAUACUUGGGUCGUGACAUACCCAAAAUGUGGCACAACAUGGUGUCAAGAAAUGGUGUGGCUCAUCAACAAUGGAUUGGACAUGAAAGCGGCGAGCCAAGAGCCUCUAAAUUCACGAUUUCCAUGCAUAGAAAUGAGUACUCUAUUUCCGCCUUCAUUCAACAUUGGUCAGGAGAGCAUUGAGAGGAGCAAAAAGCUGCCACGUCCACGUCACAUCAAAAGUCACCUUCCAGCUCACCUACUUCCUCGUUCAAUUUGGCAAGUGAAGCCGAAGAUAAUCUACGUGGCGCGAAAUCCAAAGGACGUUGCUGUCUCAUUCUACCAUCAUCAAAGGCACCUCCAUGGCUACACACGAAGCUUUGAAGACUUUGCAGAUGCUUUCCUCGCUGAUCAUGUCAUUUGGUCGCCCUUUCACAGUCAUAUUGUUGACUUUUGGACAAUGAGGCACGAAGACAACAUCUUAUUCAUCACUUUUGAGGAGAUGAAGGAAAAUCUACGAGGGGUUAUCACUAGAACAGCCACUUUUCUCGGGAAAACACUCACCGAGGCUGAUGUUGAGCUGCUGUGUCAGCAUCUCUCCUUCGAUGCCAUGAAGAAGAAUGAGUCUGUGAAUAAGAGAGUGGACGUAGAUGAGAUGAAAUCUCUCACAGGUGAGGCCAAAACCGAAGACUUUUCCUUCAUCCGCAAGGGACAAAUUGGGAGUUUUCGGGAGCUUUUGAGCCCAGAUCUCGAAAUGAAAUUCAAUAAGUGGACGGAGAAAGAGCUCCAAAAUACCGACUUCAAAUUUCAAGCGUAACAGGAGACAAGGUUGGGGUUGGAAAAUUGUGUGGACACAAUAAAUUAUCCUACCAGACCCUCAAUACCUAACACACCCCAAAUUAUUUAUUGUCAUCAAUUAAUUCCAAAUUCCGGAAUCAAUUAUGACCAAAUGAAAAUUCUAUUUGUGGACAUGGAGACAUUGGCGUGUUGCGUGACAAUUUUUCCUCUAAAUGUAGGUUUUAUGGCAAUUUUUCUUUGUCUUGAAAAUGUGGUGUGGACAUUUUAUUUUUUACAACAAGGACCAAUAAAAUUUGGCUAUAUUAGAAAA
Messenger RNA from Phlebotomus papatasi, 1357 nucleotides. RefSeq names its product luciferin sulfotransferase-like. The coding region runs from base 71 to 1066 and encodes 331 amino acids. The transcript is spliced from 3 exons. Lineage: Eukaryota; Metazoa; Arthropoda; Insecta; Diptera; Psychodidae. Gene Ontology annotation, biological process: sulfation. Gene Ontology annotation, cellular component: cytoplasm. Gene Ontology annotation, molecular function: sulfotransferase activity. The record is from RefSeq and is a predicted model, not a curated record.